Messenger RNA from Aspergillus calidoustus, 1460 nucleotides. The record is from the annotation of a GenBank genome assembly. Lineage: Eukaryota; Fungi; Ascomycota; Eurotiomycetes; Eurotiales; Aspergillaceae.
CCUCGAUAUCCCACAAGGGCCCCAAGAUUAUAUUUUUUUUGCUCUCAAGCAAAACGGUAUUUCGAUCGAAAUGCCCACCAAAACCCUUACAGCCCGCUGCCACUGUGGCGCCACCCACUUUACCGUCACCAUCCCCACCUCUUCGCUCCCUCUGAAGACUCACCUCUGCCACUGCACAAUCUGCCGGACUGUGCAUGGUGCUCCAGCUGCAUUCCACGCCCACCUCCCCGACGGAGUUGUACCUGAAUUCGUUUCCCCAUCGGGUCUCGAUAAAACAACAAGGUACAAACACUCGGAGGCAAAGGCAUACCGCCAUUUCUGUUCCACGUGCGGGUGUCAUAUCGGUGAUCGUGCAGAGAACAGCGAUCGCUGGUGCAUAUCCGUCUCAGUAUUUGAUGCAAAUGCAAACGAGGGCGCUUGGGAAAUCGCUGAGCAUGUAUACACUUUGUCUACCAAGGACGGAGGUCUCGCGGCCUUGUUACCGACUAUCGCUGGGAAGGAGUUGAAGGUUUGGAAUCCUGAGCAUGGUGGCGAACCCGGGAGAAUCAACGACGCGCUUGCGCCUUUGGGUGGUGCGAAAGACGAUCAUGAUACGCUACUCGCAAAGUGCCACUGCGGGGGCGUCUCCUUCAACAUUAGCCGCCCGCGAAAGGAAUUUGUUGAAUCUCCAGAUGGCGAGAAAUGGGUGAUGCGGUCUGAUCCAACAAAGUGGCUUGCUAGCCUUGAUGCUUGCCGCGAUUGUCGGCUUGUCACUGGUGCACAUGUAAUUGGUUGGCUCUUUGUUCCCUCUGAUCACAUCUCGCCUCCCCUGCCUGAGGAUUUGCUUGUCGGAACGUCAAAACGGUACAACUCAAGCCAAGAUGUUUAUAGGACAUUUUGUGGACGGUGUGGGGCAACAAUAUUCUACAGUGAAAGCGGCAGACCUGGUAUUGUGGAUGUGGCAGUGGGCAUUUUACGCCAUAAGGAAGGGGUCAUGUUGGGUGACUGGGCGUUGUGGAGGACAGGCAGACUCGGAUGGGCUGAUGACGGGGUCAAGUACGAUGAAGGUUUCGCCAGGAGCCUAGCAGAGGGCCUGCAGGAAUGGGGAAGGAAAACGCAUGGCGAAGUAAGGGAUUUUCAGGUCGGGACCACAGGUGUCAAUUCGAAGAUGGAGUAGAUCGACGUCCGGGACUCAGGGCGCUGGUCAGGGGUUUUCAUCGAUUUCAUGUCCUCUAGGAUAAUUAAAAAGAUCAAACAAGGGUAGAUUAUUAUCCUGGUCUUAUACUAUUUGCGUAAGUGGAAACUCCAGCUGGCGUAGGGGUGUGAAAGGCAAUGGGGCCGUUAGUGUGUUGUGCGGGCACUGAUUGCAUGGCAUCCCUUAUACUAAAGGACUCAAAGCGGGCCCAUGGAAAGAUGCAUGUCCUGGCCCUGGUCAAUCAGCCUCCUGUAUAUUGCCUUAUACGUAUUCAUCAACAGCGCAU